Messenger RNA from Anarrhichthys ocellatus (wolf-eel), 1482 nucleotides. RefSeq names its product solute carrier family 15 member 2-like. The transcript has 7 exons. The annotation marks the transcript as partial. Gene Ontology annotation, biological process: transmembrane transport. Gene Ontology annotation, cellular component: membrane. The record is from RefSeq and is a predicted model, not a curated record. Gene Ontology annotation, molecular function: transmembrane transporter activity. NCBI's taxonomy places the organism in Eukaryota, Metazoa, Chordata, Actinopteri, Perciformes, Anarhichadidae.
AGGGGCGGGGCUGCCUAAAAUACACUGCCUGUAAAACAUGUUUGUACUUAACUUAUCACAUCUGCCAAUUGAAUCUGAAUUGAUAAAGAGAAUAUCGUCGAUGCUGCUGCUUCUUUCCCAUCAGUGUUUUGGUUGAAGGUUAUUAAAGCUGCUCAGGAAGUGUGAACGCAAACACACAGCUGCUACGAAAUACCUCCAGGAAAUAUAAUAAAAAGACUGCAACGUGAUGUGGACUAGUGUCCGGAUGAGCUGUGACAUUUCAGAAGGAGAGACGGCCGUCUGCAUGUUUGUAUAACCCCCCCGUCCUGACAGUCCGUUGUCUCUGCGGUCGAGUCCCCUCUGAUUCCCGCUCGGCUCACCGCUCGCUGGGAAAACAAGCGGUGACUUUAUUACGGCGGACAGAUCUCAGUGAGCAGGUUCAGACGGAGAACAGCAGCACGUAUGUAGCAAUACAAAGAUCAUAAACUCCCUCUGACUCUUUUAGAUUUAUGUUCUGGAAAUGGAUCAAAUGUAGGACUUAUUUGAUAAGAUAAUGUCUCAUUUUUAUAUUUAAACAUAACAUUAACAGAAAACUUUUAAUACAAAACAUACUGGUCUUCAUGUGUGUAACAAACUGGUGAUAUCUAGUUUAUUUCUGUGUCAGUUGUACGUUCAUGAGGUUGGGUCUGACUUAGCGCCACAUUAACUGCUAAAGACGCAGAAUGGACUAAUAGGAUGAGACGACUGUGUGUGCAGGUGCUCAUGGGAGUUGUAGGAUCGCAAUGUAAUGUUGAGAAGUCACCAAUACUUUAUAUUUAUAUAUCAAUGCUUCAUCCUAACUCUUCAUCCUUCUCUUGCAGUGGUCUUCAUCGGUGGCAGCGGUCUGUACAAGAGGAAUCCUCCACAGGGAAACAUCCUGCUGGAAGUCUGCAACUGCAUCGGGUUUGCCAUCAAAAACCGCUGGAAGAGAUCGAAGUAUGACUCCAAGAGGAAGCACUGGUUGGACUGGGCUGAGGAGAAGUACUCGAAGCGUCUGAUCCAGGAGAUUAAGAUGGUGCUGAAGGUUCUGGUGCUGUACAUCCCGCUGCCGAUGUUCUGGGCUCUGUUUGAUCAGCAGGGUUCCCGCUGGACGCUCCAGGCCACCAGGAUGAACAUGGCUUUUGGAGAUGCUUUCGUUAUUAAGCCUGACCAGAUGCAGAUGCUGAACGCUCUGCUGAUUCUCCUCCUCAUUCCCGUCUUUGACCUCGUCAUUUAUCCGCUCGUUGGCUUCUGCAGAAUCAACAUCACGCCUCUGAGGAAAAUGGCCACAGGAAUGAUUUUUGCAUCGCUGGCCUUCAUAGCGGCUACGCUGGUGGAGGUGCACGUCGUGGUGCGUAUAAGAGCAGCCGCCAUGACUCCUUCCUGUUGUUACACACAUACACACACACAGAGGUUCACCUGUAAGCAAGCACACCUGCACAGAACACAAGAAACACACCUACACAGAACACAAGAUACACACCU